GAGGGAGACUGCGUCAAGUGACGGACGCCGGAGGGGCAAUGGCGGCGCCCGUGCUGCGCUGGUGCUGUCCCGCAAGGCGUUGGAUUUUAGCCAACAUUGACCGCGGUCCUCGCCACGGAAGAGGGGCACCGACUGGGUCCAGGUCCAGCGGGAAAAGGGGACAGAGCUCAGUGGCUCAGCAGCCCCUCGUCACGGCCCAGAAGCCGAGGAAAGGUGAACACCAAUGGGCAGCCGUGGUGGGUUUGGAAAUUCAUGCCCAGAUUUCCUCCAACUCGAAACUCUUCUCUGGAUCCCAAGUCCACUUUGCAGCACCUCCAAAUUCUUUAGUAUCUUUUUUUGAUGCAUCUCUGCCUGGAACUUUGCCGGUUCUCAACAGGAGGUGUGUAGAGGCGGCAGUGAUGACAGGCCUGGCACUGAACUGCCACAUAAACAAGAAGUCCUUGUUUGACAGGAAGCACUACUUCUAUGCAGACCUCCCUGCAGGCUACCAAAUUACCCAGCAGAGGCUCCCGAUCGCUGUGAAGGGCAGCUUGGCGUACAGCGUCUGUGUGGGGAAGAAGCGGAGUCAGGUGAUCAACAAGACAGUGAGGAUCAAGCAGAUCCAGCUGGAGCAAGACAGUGGCAAGAGCCUUCACGAUGACCUGCGGUCCCAGACGCUCAUUGACUUGAACAGGGCGGGAGUUGGCCUUCUGGAAGUGGUCCUGGAGCCCGAUAUGUCCUGUGGAGAAGAGGCAGCAACAGCUGUCAGGGAGCUGCAGCUGAUACUUCAAGCCCUGGGGACCAGCCAGGCAAACAUGGCAGAGGGCCAGUUGAGGGUAGAUGCCAAUAUAUCUGUGCAUCGCCCUGGGGAGCCUUUGGGUGUUCGAACUGAAGUGAAGAAUCUCAACAGUGCCAGGUUCUUGGCCAAAGCAAUAGACUAUGAAAUUCAGAGGCAAAUCGAAGAACUUGAGAAUGGAGGAGAAAUUCUGAAUGAAACUCGCUCCUUUGAUUACAAGCUGGGAUGCACCGUGCCGAUGAGAGACAAAGAAGGAAAGCAAGACUACAGGUUUAUUCCCGAGCCCAACCUGCCUCCCCUGCUACUCUACGACUCAGCCUCUCUGCCUGCUGGCGCGGACCCACAGCAAGUGAUCAAUAUCGACCAGCUUCGAGAGCAGCUCCCUGAGCUCCCCAGUGUGACCCGGGAGAAGCUCGUCCAGCAGUAUGGGAUGCUGCCGGAACACAGCCUCACCUUACUGAAUGAAGUUGGCCUACUGGAGUUCUUCCAAAAUGUGAUGAAAGAAACUAGGGCAGAGCCCAAAAAAGUGACUAGUUGGGUCCUCAACACUUUCCUGGGUUUUUUAAAGCAACAGAACCUUGCUGUCAGUGAGAGUCCUGUCACACCUUCUGCACUGGCCGAGCUUCUCAACCUACUGGACCAGAAAGCAAUUUCUUCAGCAGCAGCGAAAAAGGUGUUUGAGGAGCUAUGGAGGAGCGGAGGGAAGACUCCAGCACAGAUAGUUUCAGAAAAGAGGCUUGAACUGAUGCAGGAUCAAGAGGCCCUGGAACAGCUCUGCCAGGCCACAAUGGAGGAACAUCCUCAAGUGGUAAUGGAUCUGAAGAAGGGAAACCCCAGAGCUAUAAAUAAACUGAUCGGCUUGGUCCGAAAAGCGACUCUCAGCCGAGCAGACCCGACUAUGAUAAAGGAGAUGCUGGAGAAGCAGCUGUCAUCAUGAGAUAUUUCCGUCCCUCUGCCUGAGGGAGAUAGUGGAGCCGUACACAGAACCGGAGCCUUGAAACCCAACGUCCGUGAGUGAGCUCGACGUGCUGGCAUCCCCCAAUCCCUGGGCCUCAGGUGCCACCUCCACAGGCCAGCAGCCUCACCUGUUUGCAUCAUUGACAUCAAAAUGACUCUGUCAUACCUGCGAAGGUGAUUAAGAACUAGCACAUUCUAGUGCUUAAUAAUUCUGAACUAAAUGAGACAUGCUGUUUCCGAUACUGUUACCUUUCUAAGAAAAAGUUCAUUCAUUACACAGUUCUUUCAACAAAUAUUUCUGAGCACAUCCUAAGGGCCAGCAGUGAUCGAAAUAGACCAGAAUCUGGGUGCAGUAUUUUAGACCUAAAACAAGAGUGAUGAAGAGGAAAGAGGAAGACAGCAAGAUAAAUCCAUUGACAGUGUGUUUAGAUUGGUCUUUGUGAGGGCAGGGAAGGAGAAUGUUAGUCACCCAUCCACUGAGUAGAAGUGGUGCCCGUUCAACGCCCUAGGAAGCCAUGCUCUGAGAAUAAAUGGAUUUUUUUUCUUUUUGGUAAAAUAGACAACAGAAGUUUUCAAAUAAAUUUAAUGAAUAAAAUAUGUACUGAAAUAUCACAUUAAAAAUUAACAUACACUUUAAAGAUUGUGCAGUUGACAAUUCCCCUGCCCCCUCAGGCCAAAAGAGAUAAAAAGAGAAAUAAUAAGUUGUAACAUUAAAUUGAUCUGUUUUGCCUGGAAAGAAUAAGAUUAUAAACUGACAAAUCAAAAUUUUGACCUUUAAUGGUAAUUGUGGUGCCGUUAACAGCAUCUCCGUGAAGCCGGGUGCCUUUGCCGCUGUUCUCAUGACAGUAAUACUAUUUCUGUCCAUCGCACUGGGAUGCCCCUUUAUCCAUUUUAUUGCCUUUUUACCUCUGACUCACAAUGCUUAAAGACCAGUUUUGUAAGUGGUGGUUUUUAAAAGCACAUGUCAAAUUGUGACAUAAAUAUGAGAGGGAACAUUUUGGAAGCCCUACUUUUACACUGAAUUCUUUAGCCUACGAAGAAAAGUAUAAACAUUUCCAGCAUGAAUGGUGCUCCAGUGGCGACUGGAGAAAAGUGGACCUUCCCCCAUCACCAGUUUAGCAGUGAGUGUCACAGACUCAGGACUUCCUAACUAGGUAAUGAGAGAAGCGUCCCUCUGGCUGAUUUAGAAUUAGAGUAUGUUACACCACCCAGGAAGCCAUGUGCCCCACAUUCUGUCCCAAUACUGACAACCACUGGGCCUAAAAGUAAAAUAUUACCACUGAACCUUUUUCAAGAGAGAAAGGCAAGUCCAUUCUCUCUUACCCCACAAGUCUUGGAAUUAAUUACAAACAGGCAAGGGCAGUGUGAUGUUGGAAUCUGGCAGGAUCAUUAUUUUGCAAAGGUCUGGCUUCUUAGUCAUCAGACUUUAUAGAAUGCACUAGAGGAGCUCUUCAAAGCAUUGGAAAUCAAGGGCUGGCUUAAACUGUUACGUCAAGUGUACGCUGUAUUACGGACUGGCCAUUCCCAGAGAACCAUGCCGUCAUCAACUCACUCGAGCUUCGCCAAGCUGACUGUGGUCCAACUCUGAUGGUUGCUGCGGUACUGAAAUCCUAAAAAUCAGACUGUUAUGUGGUUAUAACUGCUUAUGAAAAAAAGAAAAAUGCAACCACAGCUCAGAUAUCUUACUUGGAACCUGACUAGAUACUUGGGAGAUAUGUUCACAUAGUCCCCUAAGAAAUCCUCGAAGGCUGGCCCUGCUCCUAAUAGGCCUCAGAGGAUAUAAUGUUAAGGACAGUACUUCUUUGCAAAGGCAUGAUUUAGUCUGUUCGUUUGCUAUUUAGGGGCAAGUCUCAUUAAAAUGUGUAAGUUGGCGGAUUCCAAUGACAGAUGGCAGUGUCUUCACCUGUGGCACCAUAGGUGAAGCCAUUGCCAUCUGUCAUUGGAAUUCGCACACCUGUAAGCUGGGAGGGGAAUGUGCUGGAAAACAGGCUGUCCCCCAGGUCAGCCUGGCCAGGCGCAGGCUGUGUGCUGUGUUGCUUGGUUGGCUAUGGUGGGAGGGGAGGAACGUCAGCCUCAGGACUCACCGUGCUUCCUGGCACAGAAUAAGCACUUAGUAAAAGUUCACUAAUUUAUAAAAUGAAAUAAAUUUGUUGUGGGGCCCCUUUGUAUGAGAGGUUGGUGCCCACUUUGUUGGACCUCUUCGUUUAGGAAGGAGCUUCCUGUCUGCAGGCCUGUGCAUCAAGGUGAACCGUUCCUACCUGUCAAGGUGCAGGUAGCCCAGGAAAAAGCAUGUUGAUCAUUAUUUAUGCCAAGUUAAGGAUGUGUUACCUGAGCUUCACACACUGCCCAUCUUUUUUGUAAUUAUCGCUAAGCUUUACAAUAAGGAGGUUGUAAGAAGGCCAUGAAAUUUUUGAAAGUAACACAUCCUCCUGGGGCUUUGAGUUAGCUGGUUAAUUCAAUGUACAGCUUAUGGCCACCACCCACAGUUUGUUCUGUUUUUCACUUCUGUUGCAUUUAGCUGCAUCAUUCAAGGAUUCUGCAUGGUGACUAUUUUGGAAAAGAACACUAAAUCUCUCUGAAAGGCCAUGUUACUUACUCAUUACAGAAGCCGCGUGGAAACGGCCGCCAUGCUUCUUCAGCAGAUUGGAGACAAAUGCACCCAGGGAUUGUAUAAGAAGAGAGCUGACCCCCGAUUGUGAGAUGCAACGCAUCUGACUGAAAUCCAAUCUCACUGCCUGCCUUCGUCAAACAACUUAGCAGAAAUCAAUUAAGUAACAUUGUCAGUACCAAAUUCCCUCUUUUAAAAUGUCUCCAGGGCAAAAAGGGGCUAGUUAUAGGUGGGCCUUGUGCAGACUUAUGCCAGUGAAAAGUCAGCUGAUACGCUAAGCAGCACAGACUUCUGCAGUCUCAGCUCCACGAAAUUUAUAAUCUGGCCUAAGAGCUUCCAUCACUCUUGUCAGGCUCUGCCGUGACAUAGGAAACCUAAGUGCCCCCUGAGGUGCCUAAAGGACAUACUGAACUCGUGCUGGCAGAACCUACGAGCAGCCUUGCUACUUGUGAGUGACAGCGAGUUAGGUCAGCUCACAUGUAAAACAGGAACAAAACUCACAAUGGCCCAACAUGACAGGAAGGGUCAGUCCUGCCUAAAAUCAUUCUUCAUUUCAGAUCCCAAGAGCAGAAGCUGCAGAACUGAAGGCUUCCUCCCACCACGUGCCUGUGCUCCCUACAGGACUUCACCGAAACUCACUCACUCAAGCCCGUUUAUCCAGUUAAUGAGCUGCCUGGGUAAUCAGUCCUCAGAACAAGUAAUGGCCCAAUAAAUGCUGGGACGUGGAGAGGAUUUACUGAGGCAAAAUUAUCCUGAAAACAGCGCUUCGUCUUCCAGGCACUCUGUCUUUAAAAAGCAUUAGGUUUAUGAUGGUCAUUCAAACAAAAAAACAAAAAGUCGACUCCAUUCUCUUUAAAUAUUUCCUCAAUGAUGUGGUUUAAGGAUGGAGUGUAAACUGGCUUGACAGUGUUCUGUUUUAAGCUAUUAUUUGGUGGGGAAUUGGUGUUGUGUGAUUUAUAGAAUGAUGGCAGCAGCAGGAAGGGGCCUGAGAAUAUCUACUUAGCACUUAAAGCUGAUGUGGCAUCAGCAACCAGAGGACCGCUGUUGCCAGGAAGAGCCAGUACUGCAAAGCCACGAAUUACACUGGCCUGGGCCGAGGACUGGAAGGGGCACAUUCAGUAGUAGCCUUCCGACGCUAAGCUGUUUCAUAAACAUCGCAAGCAUGCCUGCCAGUUCAGUAAACACAGGGCAGGCAGUUAGCAAUUACUUUGAACUGCCCUCAAAUGAGAACUGCAGGGGAUGCUGUGGACAUUUAACAUCACACCAGUGACAUGCCUCACCCUGGUCGGGGUAGCCCUUCCCUCAUGAAAGCAACUUAGACACACUGGUCCGGUUCAGAAUGCAUUGCAAACCCCACACGGGUCUGGAAACCAGCCCACACACCACUGCAACCAAGCUGAUCUGAUGCAGAGACCUCUGAAACCAGGCGCAGUCGGGCACCAGGGGCUGCCAGAUGGGACAGGCAACGGAGUACUCGCAUACCCUGCUUCCAGACUGUUCCUAAUGGGACGCCCUCCUGACAACCACGUUACCACAAUGACAGCCACUUGCUAUGGAGGAGGCAUCCUGUGGGCCCCUGGACGCACUGAACGCAUCCUCUCUCCAGGUGACAGACACAGUGCCAGCCCCCAAACAGCAAAGCAUUUUCCAGAGUAAAGGGUGGGCAAAAGUGGGUUUAUAGUUGUGAGUGCAUGAAACAGAGUUUAUUCUUCAGUUAUUAAUUAUUGUUAUUUGUAUAAUAAUAUAAAACUACUUUUGCCCAACUCUGUAAUACUAAGAGAAAUGGGGACAAUUUUAUAAUUCCUCUAAAUACCAGGAGAAGGAAGAAUCCAUUGAUAAAGAAAAUCCCACCACUAAUUGGUUACUCUGGCAUCAUGGCUGACAACUUCUUGGCUAAGGAAUUAUCAUUUUCCCCCUCCCCCCAAAUUGUAUUUGAGCUAAACUCAACUUGAAAUUUCUUUGUUUAAAAAUUUAAGAACAUUUCCUUGGCCGUUUUGAAAAAUCAAUUUUAAAUAUCUCCUUGCUCUCAUAUACUUUAUACCACAAAACUCACUUCAUCUGAACUGAACCCCAGACCCUAAAUAUGAGUGGAGGUUAAUGUUCUGAUGUUCCAGGAACACCUGACUGGCCUUCGCCAGCCUGGGCCAUCAGGCCAGACACUGUGACGCCAGCCCCAGGGCUUCCCCCAAGGCUCUGCCCACGUCUCCCGCAAGUAGCGCAGCAUUGGACGUGCCAGCCUGUCCACAUGGAAAAGUAUCUCUACUCUUGGGCCACGUUUUAGAGCACACGAGAUAUCUUUAAUUUUUCCCCAAAACUUAUUACAGAAAUAUUUCUAUGUGACCAGAAUAUUUUACUUCAUUACCAGGACUUUUCCCACCCGGAGUUUCCAGCCUCCCCCACCUCCGGCACAGUAUCUUCAUAUCUACCAGACCAGUGUUUAUUCCUCCAACCCCCUAGGGUAUGGUCUACUUACAGCCUCAGCUCUUCGAUUUUCCCCUGGCACAUCCACACUUUCUAUAAACCAUCCUUACUAACCCACCUGGCUGUUCCACUCAACCAAAUGGGUUUUCUGGUUUUCCAGAAUGUAUUUCCAGGUCAGUUUUCUGAAUUAAUGGUGUAAAACCCUGGACAAAUACUCUGCAGUGGAUUCAGAUACACGAACCAGUUUCCAAUGUCAAACAGAAAGGUGAAUGUGAAUUUGCUACCAGCACCCAACCACUGGAGUUUAUUUUCCUGCCUCUCACUCCGGACACUGGUCAUCUCUCUCUCCUGUAAAGUAUGUCUACUUCAGUACUUAUUUAAUAAAUAUUAAGAUCCCACACCACCACCAGGUAAUGGAGAGAAGCAUAAACCAAGACUAAAAGCUUAAAGAAUAGUUUCCAGAUGUGACUUCAGCAUUUUACGUACCUAGGAAGUCCAAACUGGAAGACAAAUACUUGUGCAAAACAAAGGGAGAGAAUAAUAACUUAGAGCUUACAUUCCAUCUUUCUGCUCUCUUUCUCUUUCCCUUUUCCAGUGGAGACUUGGUUGUGCAAAUGCAAGCAGGCGCCGGGAAGCCCGCUACAGGCCAGUCGGCUGGGCCUCGUGGGUUCUCACUGCUGUACCACAGCUGGGUGAACCAUUUUUCAAGCCAGACAAAUUUCAAGUUGGAAAUGUUCAAUGAAUCGGUGUCUUUGGUUUCUUGCUUAGACUUGGAAACACUGCGAGGUUGGCCCCUAAAAGCCGCUCUCAGUUCACCGCUGCAUCAAGGUCCCUAGACCACAACGGGUGGCCGCUGCUCUGCAGGGCCUCAGGUACAGUUGCUUCUUCCACUCCCCUCCUGACCGAGAGGCUGAUUAAAACCAAACCAGGGCUCCUGAGGCACAGCCACCAGACCUGUGGCUGCCCAAUACCCUGUCGCCUUCCCCCUCCCCUAUCACCUCCCCCCCUCUCCCCACCCACCGGGGCUCAGCAGUCACACCACAGACACAGAGAGACCUGGGGCUUUGGACGUCCCUCCACACAGGAGGCUCAUCCUUGUAGGUGCUUCUCACCUGCCCCUAAUCGAGAGAAGCAGAAUUGAAAAUCCAUCAAUACCAGUUGUUUAGGGUCUCAUUUUUAGCCCACAAUUAUCUUGUGUGUUUCCCACUCUUGGUGAUGGUUGAAGGAGACUGUGGCUCUACUUAUAAUUACUCCUCUCGGAGCAAGCUGAAAAGCAGCAGAGGCACUAACACAUCACACUGGGGUCUUCUAGUGAACCCCAUUAUUCAGGAGGCAGUGAUUCUGCAUGGAGUGAGUCACUGGCAGGCACUUGGCUUUGCAGGGCUCCCUGCGACCUGUUUGCAUUUGCAUCCCAAUUCCCAAAGCAGGUGUACAGUUCCUGGUUCUCUACAAAGUGCAGCACAUUAGGAAAAGCAAACAAAAUUUAAAUGAUUAGCAGUGAUUCUACAGGCUGCAUUUAGUUUAUCUUUUUCCCUCCAUAUUCCCCCCACACACACAUCAAAAAACCACAAAAAACCCUGCUAUGAAAUAGCUCCACAAAUUAAUCUGGUUUUCAUAAAACACUUCAAAAAAUGAUGGCUGUCUUAUGUAAGUACAUGAUAGCAUGCUUUCUUCUGAGCAAAAUCCUAAAAAACCAAAGAAACAGUUUGCAUAGGUGUAUUUCAUUUUGUGCAAAUCUAAGAUAAGGCUAGUGUUUAGGUGACACGCCAAAUAAUCUCUCCAGCAACAAGAACAUUUCCCUGCAUCCCAAAUUCUCUCCAACCGCAUCAGCCUCCCAGCAGACAGCUGAGACCAAUGGAUUUGCCUGCACCAUAAGCAAUCUAUGUUGGGCAGAAAGCGAGUCUUGGACAUAAAAUGCAAAGGGACAGAUGAUACGUGCUUACGUGAUGGAGGCUCCAUUUUUAUUCUUCCCUUUGAUGAAACGGAAGCCAAAAUGCAGAAGGCAACAGGAACAGGUGUGCUUUCUUCACGUGCCAUUGAAGAGCCGACCUGACAAGGGGCACUUCCAGAAGUCACUGAACCCCCAUAUUCGCUUGGUGUGCUCUACGCUGCAAGAUGAGUCGACUCAAAGGGAUGAGAGAAUAACAACCAAAAUAUUUGAGGAGGAAAAACAGCAAAGAAAACCCGCCCACGGAGCAGCCAGCUUAUGCGACUUACAUUCUGUGUGACGCAGGGUGGGAAGGCCCAGCGAGAGAGAGAGGAGGUGCCCAGAAGGUCCCCUCCCCACAAAUCAAGUAUUGUCAGGAAACAUCAAAGUAGAAAUCUUUGUAAGCAGCUUUGCAUUUAACAUUCAGUCAAGACACUAAAACCUUAAAAAACAAGAACCUCUAUUUAAAAAAAAAAAAAAAA
Molecule: messenger RNA, 9170 nt
Organism: Myotis myotis
Lineage: Eukaryota; Metazoa; Chordata; Mammalia; Chiroptera; Vespertilionidae
Gene: GATB
Product: glutamyl-tRNA amidotransferase subunit B
Exons: 13
Coding region: 39-1712 (557 amino acids)
Biological process (GO): mitochondrial translation; glutaminyl-tRNAGln biosynthesis via transamidation
Molecular function (GO): glutaminyl-tRNA synthase (glutamine-hydrolyzing) activity
Source: RefSeq, a predicted model, not a curated record